Symbiodinium sp. CCMP2456 is the source of this 1119-nucleotide messenger RNA. The record is from the annotation of a GenBank genome assembly. NCBI's taxonomy places the organism in Eukaryota, Dinophyceae, Suessiales, Symbiodiniaceae.
AUGGCUGCCCCCGAUGUGCUCGAGGCGAUCGUGUACCGCGGCCCGCAAGACUUUAAGAUCCUGGACCAGCGCGUGCUGCCGCAUACUGUCACAUACGACGCCGUCGUGACGCUCAAGGACACCUUCGACGCGAUCAAGGAGAUGCGCGUGCGUGGUGCGCCCGCCAUCGCCGUCACCGCCGCCCUCGGCGUCGCCGUGGCCGCGCACAAGGAGACCUUCGCCGACGUGGCCGCCUGCAAGCAGUGGCUCAACGAGAGCCUCGACUACAUCUCCACCAGCCGCCCCACCGCGGUCAACCUGUUCAACGCCGUGCGCGAUCUGAAGCAUUUCGUCGCCGACUGCAGCGCCGACAGCGCCGCGGGCGUCGUGGCCGCCUACACCGCCGAGGCGGAGCGCUUCUUCGCGGAGGACACGAAGCUCAACGAGGGCAUCAUGAAGCACGGUGCGGCGCACAUGCUGGCAAACUGCGGCGGCGACGGCGACGCGGCCGCCAAGAAGCUGAACGUCGUCACCAUCUGCAACACGGGCUCCCUCGCGUCAACCAAGUACGGCACCGCGCUCGGCGUCAUCCGCCAGCUCCACUAUCAAAAGCAGCUCGCGCAGGUGUUCGCGUGCGAGACGCGCCCCUGGAACCAGGGCGCCCGCCUGACCGUCUUCGAGUGCCUCCACGAGCAAAUGCCCACGACGCUCAUCGUCGACUCGGCCGUCAGCUUCUUGAUGCGCAAGCGCGGCGUGGAUGCCGUCGUCGUCGGGGCGGACCGCGUCUGCGCCAACGGCGACACGGCCAACAAGAUCGGCACGUACAACGUGGCCGUCGCCGCGAAGCACCAUGGCGUGGCCUUCUACGUUGCCGCGCCGACGACGACGCUCGACCCGCGCACGGCGGACGGCGACGCGGUGACGAUCGAGGAGCGCACCCCGACGGAGAUUACGCACAACAUGGCGACGAUGCAACGCGUCGUCGCGGAGGGCCCCACGCUCAGCGUGUGGAACCCGGUCUUCGACAUCGUGCCCGGCGCCCUCAUCACCGGCGGCAUCAUCACCGAGCGCGGCGUCAUCGAGCCGAAGCCCACCGCCCCGCACUACGACAUCGCGGCCUACCUGGCCAAGUCGUCGUAA